Vanrija pseudolonga is the source of this 1050-nucleotide messenger RNA. RefSeq names its product Replication factor C subunit 4 (gene rfc4). Gene Ontology annotation, biological process: DNA-templated DNA replication; DNA repair. Gene Ontology annotation, molecular function: DNA clamp loader activity; DNA binding; ATP hydrolysis activity. The transcript is spliced from 5 exons. Lineage: Eukaryota; Fungi; Basidiomycota; Tremellomycetes; Trichosporonales; Trichosporonaceae. Gene Ontology annotation, cellular component: Elg1 RFC-like complex; DNA replication factor C complex; Ctf18 RFC-like complex. The coding region runs from base 1 to 1050 and encodes 349 amino acids. The record is from RefSeq and is a predicted model, not a curated record.
AUGGCCACAACGGCAGCAUCAUCAUCAUCAGCAAACACAAAGUCAGUGGCGGCAAAGCAUGCCGACGUCGACGACUAUGAGAUGCCUUGGGUCGAAAAGUACCGACCAGUGUACCUCGACGACAUUGUCGGCAACACGGACACGGUCGAGCGGCUCAAGGUGAUUGCGGAGGAUGGUAACAUGCCGCAUAUCAUCAUCAGUGGAAUGCCAGGUAUCGGUAAAACCACCUCGAUCCACUGUCUUGCGCAUGCCCUCCUCGGCGACGCGUACCGUGAGGGUGUGCUCGAGCUGAACGCGUCCGACGAGCGUGGUAUCGACGUUGUGAGGAAUAAGAUCAAGCUGUUCGCCCAAAGGAAGGUGACGCUGCCGGCUGGGCGGCACAAGAUCAUCAUCCUCGACGAGGCGGAUUCGAUGACGGCAGGUGCCCAGCAGGCCUUGCGACGAACCAUGGAAAUCUACUCCAACACGACUCGCUUCGCCCUCGCGUGCAACAUGUCCAACAAGAUUAUCGAGCCAAUCCAGUCGCGCUGCGCCAUCCUGCGGUACAGUAAGCUGCGUGACGCCGAGGUUCUCAAGCGUCUCAAGGAGAUCUGCGAGGUCGAGAAGGUCAAAUACAACGACGAGGGCCUCGCGGCGCUCAUCUUCACGGCCGAGGGAGACAUGCGCCAAGCGAUCAACAACCUCCAGUCUACGUGGUCGGGCUUUGGGUUCGUGUCGCAGGACAACGUGUUCAAGAUCUGCGACCAGCCGCACCCGAUCGUCGUACGUGCCAUGAUCAAGGCGUGCCAGAAGGGCGACGUCGACGGCGCGCUCUCGCGCAUCCACUCGCUCUGGGAGCAAGGCUACAGCGCUGUCGACAUUGUCACGACCAUCUUCCGCGUCGUCAAGGGAAUGGAGGACCUGCCCGAGUACACCAAGCUCGAGUUUAUCAGGGAAAUCGGAUGGACGCACAUGCGCAUCCUCGAGGGCGUUGGAACCAUCGUGCAGCUCGGUGCGAUGACCGCGAGGUUGAGCAAGCUCGCGAUCCCGCCCAACCUCCUCAAGUUGUAG